AUGCCUUCCAUUCCAGAUGCAGAGCUCCACCCCGAAGCCAGUGGACCAGCAAAGGCGUUGGUCGACAAGCAUCAGGCGGAGCAGCCUUUGAAGCUCUAUGCGGGGUGGUUUUGUCCUUUUGUACAACGUGUCUGGCUUGCUCUGGAAGAGAAGCAGAUCCCUUACCAAUACAUUGAGGUCAAUCCCUAUCACAAACCGCAAUCACUUUUGUCCCUGAACCCGCGCGGGUUAGUCCCCACUCUCGCUUGUCCUACGGGACAAGGUGAUCGAGGUGGCGUCAGGCUCAGGCCACUCUACGAGUCGAAUAUCAUCCUCGAAUACCUCGAAGAAGCUUAUCCCGACCACCAGCCGCGUCUGCUUCCUGCAGACCCCUAUGAGAAAGCCCGCGCCCGGAUCUGGAUGGAUUUUGUAACAACCCGGGUGAUCCCCGCGUUCCAUCGCUUCCUGCAGUACCAGCCUCAGUCAGGGGACGAGGACGUGGCAACUGAGACUGACAAGGUCCGCCAGGAGUUUCUGAACCGUCUGAAGGAGUGGACCAAGGAGAUGCAUCCCGAGGGGCCAUUUUUCUUAGGAGAGCAGAUCUCAAUGCCUGAUCUUGUGCUGGGCCCGUGGGCCGUGCGGCUGUGGGUGUUUGAUGAGUUCAAGACAGACGGUCUUGGGAUUCCUGCUGAGGGUCAGGGGGCUGCGGAUGAGGCUGUCUGGCAGCGAUGGAGGACAUGGCUCCGUGCAGUAGAAGGCAGACGAAGUAUAAGGGAGACAACUAGUGAGAAGGAUCAUUACCUCCCUAUCUAUCAGCGUUAUGCAGACAAUACUGCCCAGAGUGAGCUGGCAAAGGCCACAAGAGCUGGAAGGGGAGUGCCAUGA
Messenger RNA from Aspergillus udagawae, 864 nucleotides. RefSeq lists its product as uncharacterized. Bases 1 to 864 code for a protein of 287 amino acids. The record is from RefSeq and is a predicted model, not a curated record. Lineage: Eukaryota; Fungi; Ascomycota; Eurotiomycetes; Eurotiales; Aspergillaceae. The transcript has 3 exons. Gene Ontology annotation, cellular component: cytoplasm.